Molecule: messenger RNA, 28727 nt
Organism: Podarcis lilfordi (Lilford's wall lizard)
Lineage: Eukaryota; Metazoa; Chordata; Lepidosauria; Squamata; Lacertidae
Source: the annotation of a GenBank genome assembly
AUCAUUUAUCAUGGGAACAACAGUUGCUCUCAAGGCUUCAGUUUGAAAUUAGAAGCCGCAUCACCAACAAAAUAAUGGUACGUAGCUAUGUUUAUUACUUUGAAAUCACAGGGAUAAUCUCGUUAAAAGAUGACUACACCAUGAAAAUCCAACUUGUAAUGUAACCUUUUCUUCCAUCAAACUUAAGCAGAGAAAGAGUGAGAUGUAUUCUGAUGGCUUGCGGUUACUGCUGUUUCUUAGCAUCUGAAUACAGAAAAGUUAUUAAGGAACUCUCUCAGUGCAUUAUAAUGGUUCAGCCUGAAUGUGAAAAUAUACCCGAGAGGGGAAAGCGGGGAGGGAUCUUCACCUUCACAAGUUAUCCAACCCACUCCAGCUACUGAUGGCACUUAGGUAGAUCAAUGUAAAUGACAAACAGAGCGCUUACUUGAGCAGCAGGUGCAAAAAUAAAAUAAGAUACACCUGUUGCGUUAAAUGAGACUCACAUAUUCCAAGGGAGGGGUGGUGCUGCUGAUGUUGUGUGCAGGCCUAGAAAUACUGUAUGGGAUUUCUGAAAGAGGAGAUGCAAGGUGGAUGGGUGGAUAUUGUUUUUUUGGGGGGGAGGCUAAGCCGAGCUAAGUCUUAGUCCAAAUAUGAUGCCCAAGUAACUAAGGACCCACCCUAGCAUGGGCCAGGAAGCAGAGAAAGGUGCCCCAAAACGUCCUCAAAACAAUUCAGGGCCAUUUCGCUCCUGCAGACAUUCCUACAAGGAAAGGUGCACGCAGGUAAAGUGCCCUUGCAUGCGAAGCACAGGCUGCAGGGUCUUCAAUAAUAAUAAUAAUAAUAAUAAUAAUAAUAAUAGCCGCCUCACGUGGGAUGAAAACACGAGGCGAGGCGAUCAAGGCGGCAGUCGGGGAAGAAGAAGCGCCUUCCUUUCCCAGCUGCCGACCCUCCUUCCCCGCCGCCGCCGCCGCGCUGGCUUCUUCUUCCCCGCCGCCGGCUUUCCCCCGGCGGGCGCGGGGCUCGCUCUGCCUUCCCCGCCGCAUACCUGGCGCUCCCUCUUGGCCGAGGGCUCCUCCUUCACCUGGGUCACGAACAGGCAGGCCACCUUCUGCUGCACCGAGCCCAGGCGGCUCAUGGCGGUCCCUCCGGCCUCGGAGCAGGCGCCGGCCCGCCCGCGCGCGACGCCGGUGAUUAGCAGCAGCAGCAGCAGCAGGCCUAGAGGCUGCCUCCCCCCGGCGGCGGCGACCGGAGCAGCAGGCGUAGCUAGGCCCGGCUGAAAGGGGUGCCGGGAAAUGUAGUCCGGGAGGGAAGCGGAGGGAAGUUGAGGGACUCGUUCUCGCGUGACGUCAGCGCAGAGGGGCGGGUGGGGCCGCUCGCUCGUCCCUAAUAAAGAGAGCGCAGCUUUUGCAUAUGCCAGACUUGAAGAGUAAGAAAUGAUUGUGCUUGGAAUUAAGACAGUACAUCUCCCCCUAGCGGGGAAAAGUAUGAGCAAAGUGACCCGCAUGGCUUUCCAGUCAGCAAGAAGCACCCAGGUGCUCCCUGUUGAUGGCCAGCUUUUCCCACUUGGUUUGUUAGUAUUUAUACUCCGCCUUUCACCCCCGGCGGGACUCAAGGCGGAUGGCAGUGAAAAAGAGGAACCGCUCAAAAGAAAGAAAGAAGCCAAGUUGAUAGAAUUAAAGCUGUACACAUAUAUACUUUAAAAAUGGAUUUGGACAACUCCAGCAAUGCGUUCAGAUAGAGGACUGUCCUUGAACAAUGUUUCAAAUGGAGCGCAGUCUUUUGAGGGCACUGGCAACACACACGUUUUAGAUAUUUAUAUAUUGCUUAAUUACUAAAGUGGUGUGUGGUUAUUCAGGAAGGAAAUACCGUUUAAAAUAUACAUCUCCAGAGUUUAUACCAUUUUACAGGCUAAAUCUGUGCACUCGCUGGAUGUUUAUCCCUGCAGCUGCUGGUUGGUAAUGUAGUUACAUCUAAAUGGGCAAUUUAGUUCAUUUUCUAUAGCAUGUGUCCAGCGGUUAGCUUCCGUAACUCUGAAAAAGUUUCUGUGUUUCAUAGACAAGUCUUCAGGUGAUUUCCCUUUGUGUGGGGAAAUGAUGGCUAGUCUUUAAAAUCAAAUGUAAGGGUUGUAGAGAAAUGUAUGUUCACAAGUUACUAUUACAAAUAUUCUAUUAGAUAUGUAGCUUGUUCAGCAGAAGUGUUUUGCUUCUCUAUUAUUAUACUAUGAGCUGUCAUAAAAACAAGCGUGCCCUUUCUCCAUGUCAAGCAAUAGACUGAAUUAGAUCAAUGUUACUUUUGGCUACAAUUACAUGCAGAUUAAGUGGGAGGUAGCCCCACUGCAAACAAUGGAACUUCCUUCUGACUGUGGAAUUCUAGGGUUUCAGUGUUAUUAAACACAUGGAGAACUGAUACUAGCCACAUAUAUUAAUAUAUUUUAAAAUAAUACCAAAUCAGCUUGUUUCUUCAUUCAGAUUACUUAUUCAUGGUUUCAUUUAUGGAAGGAACACCAGUUGCCACUGAACUACAAGAGCCAUUAGGGUAAACAUGCUUUAUAAGGUUGCAUACACAGUCUGAAUAGCUGUAGCUGGUACUGUUCUAUGCUUUCCCAACCUUUAAUAGCAAGAAGUUCAGGACCAGUCUUUUACAUUAACCUUUUCUCAUUGUUUCUUCUUCUUCUAAUGUUCUACUUAUUUAAAACUUAUUUCUAAACUCAUUGUGUGUUCUUUGGUGUGACUAGCUCAGUUUUUAAGGCAGAAAACAAGUCCUGUAUAAAAUGUAAACUGUGUCUAUUAAACAUGUACACUGGUUUCCAACAACAGUUAUCAAAGAAACCACACAAAAAUAUUAAUUGUAAAUAUAACUAAACAUAUAGUAACAAUAUUUUUUUUUUACAAGGAUUAAAAUAACCAUUCUCCAAUUUGAAAGCAACUCCCUUUAAACGUUUAUGACCUAAAAGCCUUUCCAUAGAUAAAGCCAGGCUCAAGGCAGCUUACAACUUGAACAGAUUUGCAUAAUUACAAACAUAACAAUAGCAGUAAUAAGCAAUAACCAAAAUGCAUUAAAAAGUGCACAGCCAAAUUGAACAGUUUGCAUAUAAAAUAAUAAAAUCUUAAAAUAAAAAUACACCGCCCUCGCAGGCCAGGUGGGAAAAGGCCAGCAAGGUCUUCCAGGACAUUAAUCCAAUCUAGAUAUUGCAAAGCAUAGUUCACAAAGGCUGCAUCAUCAAACGAGAUUGCAGCUGGUGUACCGGGUGAAGCUAGAAGGAGUUACUCCUGAUCACAACCACCACCUGAUAGUCUAGGAAUAAGGCCAGAUUCAGAAGUCAUAGAAUGCAAAUUUGUUCUUUCAGGAGGGGUGAGACUCUAUAUUGAGUAGACCAUUCAUUCCACAAUCCAGAGUCCUUCUAACCACCUUAAUCCAUAUCUUUUCUAGAUAAUUGGCCUUCAUCCAGCAUGUUACUGAUUUUGUGUCAUGAUUCAGGGAUUCCACUGCUUCACUAAUAUUUGAGGAAAAGCAGAGAUGUAACUGAGUAUUAACUGCAAUACUAAUGACACUGAACUCCAAAUCCUCCAAUAAUCUUGUCAUUUAAUGACAAACAGAACUCUGUGGGACUGGAGAGGAUAAUUUAAAGGAGGCAAAACAGGAAUCCCUCCCUCCAGAAAUGUAGAGAAUCACUCCCAGGUAACUUCAGUUUGUAGGGUAGAUAUGCUAGUCAGCAGCGAUCAAUGAUCAAAAUGUAUUUAAAAACCAAGGCUUUGGCAGGCAGGCAAUUAUUGAAGAGGGCAGAAGCUGAUGUUUUCACUUGCUUUCACUCCCAUCCUUGUGCUUCUCUUAAUUAUAUAAGUUACAGAUGUUCUUCUCUUAAUUGAAUUCUACUGACUUAGUAAGGUACGACGAGAUGAAAGGGCUACACAAAAAUCACUGUUUUCUUCCUCUUUUAAACAUAGGAGCGAUGAAAAUAAGCGAGCACUCCCAGUUUGAGGGGUCGUAUGGUGGCCUUUGUGAUGAUGUCAUAAGAACCAAGGUAACAAUGAGAGAAAUUCUGGAAGUUUGAAUUUGCGCACUGUCUAGCAACCACUCUCAAUCUGUGAGCACUUCAACAAACCUGGAGAAGGUACCGUCUGUUUUACAAUUAGUAUAAGUAACCCUUUGAAUAAAACUCUCAACUGGAGGUCUCCCUUUAAGAGGAAAUAGAAUUUAGAUCCCGAAUACAGCUGUAUUCAGAACAAAAGGGAAUGUUCUUUCCUUACACGUUGAUAGUUCUUACAUUUGCAUUGAGACCUUUCUAAAGGCAGUGGAGUAGAAGCACAAGAGGUGGCAAUGGCAGAAGUUGGGGAUGACUGCUAUUUCUAUUUUCAUUCAACCUGUAUAAAGGUAAAUACUGCACAAUUUAUAAUGGCUUGCAUCUAUCAUGUUGUUAUGUGCCCUCCACUUUUCCAAGUAGUGAGAUGUUUCAGGGAUGGUGCUGAAGGGUUCAGAGAGCAAUUCUGUGUGUUUUUGUGUGGAAGUAAGCUCCACUCAGCAGAGUCUAAUCCCAGGUACGUGUAGAAAACUGGAGUCUCAUUUCCUUUGAAUAAGAAAGAGCGCUAGAGACUUCAGUUGUCUUUGUAAUAGGAUGAUGAUGAUUGCACAGCAAAAGCAAACAUGCAUUCCCACAAUGGGCAAAAGAGGCCCUAGAGAGCACAAAUGCUUCAUUUUGUUUAAUUCCACCUUGAAAUUCUCAGGUCUCUGUUGAUUUACCUCUUUGUGUUUCUACCAUUUAAAAAACUGCAGCUUACUUUUGCUGUUUCCCUCCCCUUGUCAUUGGCAGAAGGAAUGUUCAUUUGCCUUUUCCAUUGAAACCCACAAUAAUUAUGGAAAGUGCAAACUACUUUUUGCUGCUCCUCUGCUCUCCCCAUUCAGGAGGAGUGUUCACCUUCUCCAAGUUCAAAUGGGCAUCCCAUUUAGAAGGCUAAAGAGGGCCUGCAGCCUUCCCCUAAUGACUUUUCUUCCGUUACAAAUAUGGCUUAAAAGAGUGGUGGUGAUCACAAGGCUUCCCCAGUAGGAGAUAACUGACAAGAUUAAAAAAAAAUCCGGAACAUACAAGGCUAUGUGUAGUUAGCUGUUUAUCGGUUAUGAAGAUCUUUUCCCAUUAGCAAUGAAUGAGUUGUGUGACUAAGUAUAUAUAGAUAUACAUCUUCCCAAGAUGGACCAUCAUUGUCCCUCAAAACAUAACAAUAUUUACAGUUAGCUAAUAAUCAUUUCAGGCUUCCACCAUUCUACUCCCACAUCACUUGCAAACACUAGCGAGAAAUUCCUUCAGUUACAGACAGUCCUUACACCUCACCAGUUUUCAAAUAUCAAUGCGCUCCACUGGCAUGGUCAUCUCAAUAUGCUUACACCUACAUAGCCCUUUCAGUAUGUUAAAUGUGCUUCCACAUUGAUUUCCGGCCCAUACUGUCCGUGCAUAAUUUCUAGGUUCAAACUGUUGAUCUGUAACUUGCAGCAAGUCUUUGUCCUAAGGCAGGGGUGAAACGGGAUCUUUCUGGUGGUCUGGAUCAUUAUCUCCUUCACACCUACACACCCCAGCGGCCUUGUUUGUGCAGUGGCCUCCCGUGGGAGGCUUGCUUGACACCCCAUCUGAUGUAUCUCUAGUGCCAGGCAAAAAGUGCUUUUCAUUUGUUCAGGCCUUCUAGCAUGUCACAUAAUCUGAUAUAAUCCAAUCUUAUUUGUUAUUUUAUUAGUUCAGCUUGGUAUUUAUUGCACUGCUGCCGUUCUGCUGGUUCUCUGACUGGAAUGUUAUUGUAUUUCUAAUUGUUUGUUUGUGAUCCAUGCUAGAGUUUUUGGAAACUGAAGGGCAGCCUAAAGAACAUUUAAAGAAAUACUGCCUGGCCGAAUUUUCCAACCUCUCUCUCUUCUCUAUUCAGGGAUCAAAGUGCCGAUUCCGUCACUGUGAAAAAGCCAUUGGCAGUGACACCGUGUGCUCAUUAUGGAGAGAGGGGAGAUGUUCCCAUCAACUUUGCAAAUUUAGACAUAUGGAAAUACAGGUAGAAACGGCAAGCGCUUUGAAGUGUUCUCUUGUGAAGAGAUCUAUUAUAAGCAUUUAUUGGCUGUCUCUCGCCUCUGCUGCUGCAGAUGUGACAUCUUAAGUUUCACAGUUAAGAUGCAUGAUGUUCCUGUGACGCCCAGAUAUCAGCUUUGGAAAUAGUCAAACAUCAUUUUAUUACCUAAAGAUAGAACUGGUUCACACCUUCUACCCCACUUGAAAAGCUGAACAAAUUCACUGAAUUUUAAGGAUCCCUUCAUCUGUACUUUAUUACAGCUUUAUGUUCCCAUAACGCUCUUCUUUGCACUGCGAGAAUAGAAUGUUUUUAUACUGCAAUGAGUAUAGAGGAGAAAAAUGAGCUCCCUUUAGUCAAAUUUUGAGUCCUCUUAAAUUUAGUGGCAACAUGUUUUUGCGCUUCAAGUCGAUUAAAAGGAAGCUGGGCAGGGGAACAUCCUCCUCUCUCAGAUACCACAUAUGGGUUGGAACCCAAGGAAAUGGGCAGAAGGGAAAUACUUAUUUCACUUUAUUGUUUAUUUAUUAGAUGUAUAUGUUCACCAAAAGGUCUCAGGGUGGUUCACAAGAUAAAGCCACUAGCAGUGCUCUGCAAAAGUGGAAGAGCUCAAUAAUACUAUGUUAUAAUGCAAAUGUUCAAGUGCUCGUACUCUACACAAGUAGAACAAUAAGUUUGGAUUGAGUUUUACUUUCCUCACACAACUCCUGUGAUUGGAAGGGUACCUUUAGAUUCAACAGAAAAUGUGUAAUGUAUAAAGAACCAGAAGCCUGAUUCUCUUUUGAUAGCUGAUUGGGUAGGGAAAUCAGCCAAAUCAUUUUCAAUAAGAUCACAUUCUCACACAUCUUUUAUUGAUAUCUCUGCAAAUUUCCGUUGCAAAAUAUAAGGGACAGAGCCUUCUCAGCAAUUUCUCAGCCAUUGCUCUUCACUGUCUAGUUUUAUGGAUUCCAGUGUUCCAGCUAUGACCCGCUUUAGUAUUUUGUAAUUAUUAAAUAUGGAACCACCUUUCCCCCCCUUUUUUCUAUAGCAAAAAUACAACAGCAUUUCAUGUUUCUGGGAGACACAGCCAUUGGGCUGUGUGAGAAUCAGUUGUGUCUUCCAUCACCGGAAACCUCGUAACAUAAAUGGACUUUUUUUGCCACCUAGUAAUGGUGAGUACAAAUGUGUCUCCCCCCCCAUAUUCUGAAAACUGAAAUAAAAAUGUUCUAGAGUAGAGUCUAGUCUUAAAAUAUUAAGGCCAUCGCUGUAGAAGGACACUGUCUUUUACACACUGAAAUACUCUGGGCUGUUGCCUAACUGAUCAGAAUGAGGUCAGUGUUUUCAAGAUUAACAUUCUUGAAGGAGGCAGUGGUAAAACCUUCCCUGGAUUUGGAAUACCUAACUAACUACUGGCCAGUUGCUAAUCUCCCUUUCCUGAGCAAGGUUCUGGAGUGAGUGGUGGCAGACCAGAUCCAGGCACCUUUGUAAAAAACUAAUUUUCUGGAUCCAUUUCAGUCGGGGUUUAGGUCUGGUUUUGGUGCAGAAACUGCUUUGGUCGCCCUAUAUGAUGACCUCUGUUGAGAGAGAGAAAGGGGAAACAUGUCCCUGUUAAUUCUUCUUGACCUCUCAGUGGCUUUUGAUACCAUUGACCAUGCAUCCUUCUGGAGCAGCUGUCUGAACUAGAGAUGGGUGGCAUCACUAGUAGAAUGUUUAGAAUUCAAGGCAAAUAGGGCAACAUAUUAAUGGCCCAUCCAUAUGGAUAAGAACAGGGCAGGCACCUGGCUGAGUGGACCCUCAGCAUAAUGUCACCAAUGCCACCACCAAACAUGGACUUGAGUUGCUGCCUCCUCCAUGCCAUCCCUCUGUCAUUACUGCCCUGCCUUGCCAUCCCCACAGUAAUACAAGUGCUGGUCCUGACAACCAGAAACUGCAUUAAGGGGGAGAAACCAUGGUGACCACCAGGGGCCAAUUGGAGCCAAGCAACCCCUCUGCUUCCAGCCAGCCCAUUACAUCAGCAGCACGGAUAAUCCUGGGAGGAGGGGAAGAGGUGGCUGGCAGUUGCAGUGCUGCCAGUGUCUGUAUCUGUGCUACUGAGGAAUUCAAACACAAUAUUUUACAUUCUACAUAACUUCAGGAUCUUCUGUUUGUUAAUUUUUUUAACGUGUAAGUGUACAUAUUCCAUCGAAGAAUGAAUGUUACAUUUUACAUUCAAACACAAGAAUAUGGUUACAAUUUAAUAUGUUUGUAUAUGGAAGAAUACAUGUGGAAAGUAUUGUAUUAUAAUGAGCAGGGGUGGGGGAGAGAAUCAGCUUGGAUAUUGCAGGAAAGAUCCACAGAUUGAAUUCUGUCAUGUAUCUUUCUUGCAAAAGGCAUGUGCAUUUCCAUUCCACUCUUGAUGGGUUCCACAUGCAUUUCCUGCUCAGAAGAGAUAUAUUUUCUCUGAACUAACUCUGAUUGGAGAGGAAAUGGGUGGAAUAAAAGCCCCUUCCCCCCAAAAGCUAUGAUACAGUGGUACCUCGGGUUACAUACGCUUCAGGUUACAGACUCCAUUAACCCAGAAAUAGUACCUUGGGUUAAGAACUUUGCUUUAGGAUGAGAACAGAAAUCGUGCUCCGGCGGCACAGCAGCAGCAGGAGGCCCCAUUAGCUAAAGUGGUGCUUCAGGUUAAGAACAGUUUCAGGUUAAGUACAGAUCUCCGGAACGAAUUAAGUACUUAACCGGAGGUACCACUGUAAUGGCAGAGGGCAUAGUACCAGGGUUUCCCAACCUUGGGUCUCCAGCUCCCAUCACCCCUAGUUAUCAGGACCAGUGGUCAGGGAUGAUGGGAAUUGUAGUCCAAAAACAGUUGGAGACACAAGUUAUGGAAACCCUGCUCUAGAUUUACAGAGGUAGCAAAGGAAGUGAUUAACAUGAGUGUGAUGGCACCAUUGUUGUAUUCAUUUGAAGGCACACUCUUAAGCCCAGGCGCACCUCAUGUCAACAGAGGUAAAUUGAUAUGGCCAGCUGUGAGAUUAUGGGUUUGUGCCUACUGUGUUGCAAAGGUUGCAUAUUUGUGUUUGAGGUUUCAAUUGUGAUAAAUGCUUUCGCUGGUGUUUUGAUAGUACUGGGGUCUUGUGUUGUAUCCUGCUCUGGGAUCAUGAAUGGUGAAGGGUGGUCUUAAAAUCGAAAUAAUAAAUAAAAAACCUAAUCAGAAGUAGGGAGCCGCACUGAAUUUGUUUGGGCUUGUUCCCAAGUAAGUGUGCAUGGGGUUGCAACCUUAAUUAAUCAAUCAAUAGGCUGCAAUCCUCUGCACACUAGCAUAGGAGUGAACUCAACAGAACAGAAUAGUGGGCAUAUGAAGCGAUGCUCUGUGUAGGAUUCAUACAAUUAAUCAACUAUGAUUUAGUUAGUUGAUGGCCCAAGUUGUAAUAUGUAUCCGCUGCAUAUGUGUCUAAGAACAAUACCAAACCACUGUCUUGGCUUUUAUGAGUGAGUUAAGUAUGAUGAGGACUUCAAAGUUUUACUCAAAGUUUUAUACUGAAAUUUAAGUUCCUUCCUAUAGAUUCUACAUUGCAAAGGGAAGUUCAGGAAGGGAUUUUACCUCCUGCCCAAAAUCAAGAUUCCACAAAAGGUCAAGAAAACACAUUAAGACCUAUCCAUCCUCCACUGAUUAUUACCAUCAAUCUUGAGGACGACGAUGAAGAAGAACAGGAGGAGAAAUGUAAAUACUUUGCCAGACAUUUUUGUGUGCUUGUUCAAUGUUUCUAGCAAUUUGAAUCUACCUAGAAAAAGUUUACAAAAUAGGAUCUCCUAUAACAUUAUAUUAGAGGUUUUUUUAGCAUUUUGUGAUAACUGUAAUUGUAUUUAAAAGCUCCCAUCCCAAGCAAUGUGACUUCAAUCUUUUAACAAAUAUAAAGAAAAAAUGUUUUAGACUUUACCUACCCAUAUGUAUCCCAAAGUAAUGUUAAUAUAUUUCAUAAAUGACCAACCCUGUUUGAUAAUAGAAGUUGGCCUAUUGCGUUUAAUAUUAUUCCUAAAAUAAAUUACAGCUGAAUUGAGGAUUCUAAUUUUUAUUAAUAAAAAAUAGAAUGUUAAGCAAUAAUAGAGCCAGUGUGGUGUAGUGGUUAAGAGCGGUAGUCUCGUAAUCUGGGAAACCUGGGUUCGCGUCUCCGCUCCUCCACAUGCAGCUGCUGGGUGACCUUGGGCCAGUCACACUUCUUUGAAGUCUCUCAGCCCCUCUCACCUCACAGAGUGUUUGUUGUGGGGGAGGAAGGGAAAGGAGAAUGUUAGCCGCUUUGAGAUUCCUGAAGGGGAGUGAAAGGCAGGGUAUCAAAUCCAAACUCUUCUUCUUCUAUUAUUUUAUCCAGAAUAUUGAAAAAAUUCUCGAGAAUACAGCCCAGUUGAAGAACCCCACCAGUAAAAAAUUAUAUUGCAAUUUGUACUAUGAAUGCAAUUGCAGUUAAGUUUUGCUUUACACGGUACAAGAAGAUAUCUGGCAAGGUCUUUGCUUAGUAAGCUCUGUGAAAUUCGUUCCCUACAGAUGCAUCUUAUUUACUGUCUAAGACACCAGAAGACAUAGAAGAAGAAAAGGCAAUAAAGGAAAUGUGUUAUAAAUCUGGUAAGAAUGUUAUUUCUGAUUCUCUUAUCUCACUUUUCAGCUGAUAUCACUCUGGUAACUGCCCCCGUUUUCUCUUCCUUGGGGUGAAACAGGAGAAUACUACAGAAUUCAGACUUCUCAGGAAAACCACUUAACAAAAAACAUACCUUUGGUGCUGGAGAACGAGCUCUUGAAAACCAUGGAAACUGGCAGAGAUUUACAAGAAGGCAAGGACCUGAGCAAUAUAACUUCUAUUUUAUUUUUCAUAUAGGAGAACAAGCCUUGCUAAAGCAGAGCUAGCAAGGGCAAGUCCUGUCUUACUAACUUACUAACUCUAAUGAGUUCUCUGAGAGUGUCAACAAACAUAUAGCUAGUGCCGAUCUGAUUGACAUAUAGUGUAUUUGGACUUUCAAAAGGUUUUGAUAAGGUACCUCACCAAAGCCUCCUGAGGAAGCUUGGCAGUCAUGGAAUAAGAGGAGAGGUCCUCUUGUGGAUCGGAAAUUGGUUUAGUAGCAGGAAGCAGACAGUAGGAAUAAAUAGACAGUUGUCCCAAAGAAGGACUGUAGGAAGUGGUGUGUGCCGCAAGAAGUCCUGUGGGUGGCACUCAGCUUUUUCACCCUAUACCAUCAAGAGGCAAUUCAGGUGCUGAACUGGCGCUUGGAGCCAGCUGGAAGUGAGCCAGUAAACUGAGUUGAAUCCAGAUAAGACAGGGGUACUAUGAGUCCUGAGUUUUCAGGUCCAGGAGGUGUGGUGAUACAUGUGCUGAAGUCUUGUUCUUUUAAAAGUAAGAUGCUAAUAUAAGCGGCUCAUUGAUAUUGUCUUAAAUAUCUGAAGCUGUUUGAUUAAUGUGAGGGUAAACGAUCAGAAUCUGCUACUAUAAUUUCAAAAUCAAACGAAUUAAGUAAAGCAAGCAAGCAAACAAACUCUGAACAUUGAUACAAAUGCCCCCAUCUACUUUCGUUGUUACUAUUUUUACUGUACUUAUUCAGAUUUAAUGGACUGUUUUUAUUGAGUUGUAAACCACCCUGGAAUGUUUUCAACAAAAUAAAUAAAAACAAACAAUACUAGUCAUGUAAAGGAAAUUAACAAAGUGAGAAAAAUGUAUAUUUUUAUAUGAUUUCUUUUUAUUAGAUAGAGAUGGAAGUCAUUGCUCACUGUAAAUGGGCAAAUUAUUCUGCCAUUAGUGACCCCAGGGUUUUUCCCAGUAGGUUUUUUAAAGGAGCAGUCUGGAAAAAAGAACCUGUAAUAUCUCACGUAAUCCAUGUUUAAAAUAAGAGAACUCAGGAAUAAUAAUAUUUAGGAAGUGCUGAUGAGAAACAGUGAUUUGGACAAAAAAGAAGAAAUCAUAAAAUUGGCCCAGUCAAUUUAAGGAGAAAAUAUUUAGAGGAAGGCUCAAUUUAGUUUCACUGAUUUAUUUUGCUGAUUCAUCAGUAUGUUGACUUCAGAGUGGACCCCACUGAAUGUAAAGAGGCACCACACUGUGCCUCUUUAUAUUUUGAACAAGCCUUUAAUAAUUGUAAACCUAAAAAGCCUACUUCAGUCACUAUCCUUUCUUUAGAGGGGUGCUUAACAGUGACGCUCUCAAAAAAGCUACUUGAGGAAUAAUCCGUUUUGAUUUGUAAAACUGUGUUUUUCUGUCAACUGCUGUGCAUUAUCUGUUGCCACAUUUGCUUGGGACUGAUGUGUUUAAUCCUCAGACUACUUUUUUUAAAAAAAUAAUUUUUAUUCAUUUUCCAAAUAUUUUUAUACAAUCAGCUCGUAUUUAAUCACACAAUCAUCAAUUUUUGACUUCCCUCAAUUUCUCUGCCAAUCUUUCGUUAAAAUUUCUAUUGUUAACGCAUUUCUAACCUUAUUAUUGCCUUUAACCAUUCCUCUUCCGUUCUACUACUUUCUUUUUUACAAUAUUUCUUAAUUUUUCACAGAGACUCUUCAAAACCAACAAGUGUUGUCUGUACAUCACAUAUGCUUUUCAGAUAUUCUGUAAACCUCCCCCAGUCCUCAAUAAACUUUUGGUCUUUCUGAUAUUGAAUCUUCCCAGUUAGUUUAUCCAACUCUGCAUAUUCAGUCAAUUUCAUUCUCCAUUCUUCCACUGUUGGAAUUUCUUCCUGCUUCCAUCUCUGCGCCAGAAGUAUUCUUGCUGCUGUAACCGCGUAUUGGAAAAGUUUACAGUCUUUUCUAUUAAUUUCAUUACCCACCAAUCCUAGUAGGAAGGCCUCUGGUUUUUUAACAAAUGUAUAUCUCAACAUCUUUUUCAAUUCAUUAUAUAUCAUUUCCCAGAAGCCUUUCACCCUUUUGCACUCCCACCACAUAUGAUAGAAAGUUCCUUCUUUUUCUUUACAUUUCCAACACUUGUUACAUGUUUUAUACAUUUUAGCCAAUUUAACUGGCGUUAUGUACCAUCUAUAUACCAUUUUCAUUACAUUUUCCUUCAAUGUGGUACACGCCGUAAAUUUUAACCUUUCAUUCCAUAAUUUCAUCCAGUCAUCAUAUUGUAUAUUAUAAUCGAAAUCUCUGGCCCAAUGUAUCAUUACCGAUUUUCCCUCUUCAUCUUUUGUAUGCCAUUCCAGCAACAUUUUAUACAUUUUAGACAAAUUUUUGUACUCAUUAUUCAAUACCUCUGUUUGAAAUUUUGAUUCUUUUCCUUCAUAUCUACAUAUUUUGCAGUCUUUUUAAAACAUUUCACUAAUCUGAUAAUAAUGCAACCAAUCAUAAACAAAUUCUUUCACCUCUUCAUAAGUUUUCAUUUUCCAUUUACCCCCUCUCUUACUAUCAAUUCUCCAUAGGUUGUCCACCUCCCCCUCAUAUUUAUCUUUUUCACACUCAUCACUUCCAAUGGUGAAAUCCAAUGGAGGAGUCUUGGUUCCAACAGAUUUUUAUACCUCUCCCACACCUCUAUCAAAGAUCUACGGAAAAUGUGGUUUUCAAAACCUUUAUGAAUUUUUCUCUUUUCAUACCAUAGAUAUGCAUGCCACCCAAAUCUAUUGUCAAAUCCUUCUAAAUCCAACAACUCUCCAUUCUCUAAUCUAAUCCAUUCCUUUAACCAACAAAGGCAUGAUGCUUCAUAGUACAGUUUCAAAUCUGGCAGGGCGAAGCCACCUCUUUCUCUCGCAUCUGUCAAUAGCUUAAACUGAAUCUUUGGCUUCUUACCCUGCCAGAUAUAUCUUGAAAUUGUUUUUUGCCAUUCUUAAAAAGUUGAUGCCCCUUUGAUUAUCGGCAGUGCUUGGAAUAGAAAUAACAUCUUUGGCAGCACACUCAUCUUUAUCGUAGAUAUCCUCCCCCAAAAAGAUAAUUUCAAUCUUCCCCACACCUCCAAAUCCAUUUUUAUUCCAUUCCAAACAGGUAUGUAGUUAUUUUGAAACAAAUCAAUAUUCUUGGGAGUUAACCAUAUUCCUAAAUAUUUCACUUUGUUCACCACUUCCAACCCUGUCCUUUGUUGCAUUUCUUCUAUUAAUUCUUGUUCCAUAUUUUUAGCAAUGAUUUUUGUCUUUUUUUUAUUUAAAUAAAAUCCUGCAACUUGACCGAAUUGUUCUAUUUCUUCUAAGAUUCCUUUCACACUUCCCUCUGGCUCUUCUACCGUCAUUACCAAAUCGUCCGCAAAUGCUUUGACUUUAUACUCAUUUUUCCCUACAGACACCCCUUUUAUUUCUUCAUUUUUCCUUAUUGAUUUUAACAGAACCUCCAGCACCAAGAUGAAUAAUAAUGGUGAUAGUGGGCAUCCUUGUCUUGUACCUUUAGUUAUUUUAAUAUCUUCCGUUGUAUAAUUGUUUACUAUCAGCUUCGCUUUUUGUUCUGUAUAUAUUGCCUUUAUUCCAUUAAAAAAUUCCAUGUCUACAUCCAUGUGUUCCAAAUUUUUUAACAUAAAAUUCCAUGAUACAUUGUCAAAGGCCUUUUCCGCAUCCACAAAAAUUAACAUAGCUUGUUUCUCAUUCCUGGCAUUCAGAUAUUCUAUUAUAUUUAUUAUAUUCCUUAUGUUAUCUUUCAUCUGUCUGCCAGGAAGGAAACCCGCUUGAUCCUUAUGUAUAAAAUCUUGCAAUACUUUUUUCAGUCUCUUUGCUAAUAUACUCGCGAAGAUUUUAUAAUCAGUGUUCAAUAACGAAAUAGGCCUAUAAUUUUUUACUUGCAUUAAAUCCAAAUCUUGUUUUGGGAUAAAAGUGAUAAAGGCCUCUUUCCAUGUUUCCGGAAUUUCUCUAUUCUUCAAAAUGUUGUUUAUAUCUUCUUUCAAUGGUACAAGUAGGGUGCUUCUCAUUUCCUUAUAAUAUCUAGCUGUGAAUCCAUCUAGUCCUGGAGCUUUCCCUUUUUUCAAUUCGCUUAUCGCCUCUUUAAUUUCUUCUAUUUCAAUGGGGGCGUUCAAGUUAUCUUUUUUUCUUGUUGGGAUCUUCUGCACUUCUUUUUCCCUUAGAAAUCUUUCUCUCUUUCUCAUAUUAUUCUUUUGUUUAUUUUUGUACAAUUGUCUAUAAAAGUCCAAGAAUCCUUUUCUGAUCUCUUUCGGGUUUUCUAUUUCCGUAACUUCAAUGAUGAUUUUAUUUACUGUAUUCUGCUCCUUUCUUUUCUUUAUCUGCCACGCCAGCCAUUUUCCUGAUUUGUUCGCAAAUUCAAAAUUUCUUUGUCUCAUUCUUUUUGUAUUCCCGUCUGCUUCUUUAUUUAUUAUCAUUGCAAAUUGUGUUUGUAGAGUCUUUAUAUUCUGUCUUAUCUUUUCAUUAUUUGGUUUUUUAUCAAUUUUUGUUCAUUUUCCAUUAUUUGUCUCAGUAUUUCCUUCUUAUUCUUUUCUCUAUUCUUAUUUUUCAGGGCAUUCUGUUGGAUAAAAAAGCCUCUCAUCACAGCUUUGCUCACAUCCCAAACCAUACUCAUUUUUGUUCCCUUAUUGCAGUUGUUUACAAAAUAUUCUGACAAAUUCUUUUGAGCAUUUUCUACUACUUUCUGAUCAUCUAGAAGGUAGUUGUUCAUUCUCCAUCUAAACGUUCUUUCUUCAAAGUCUUUUAAUUCAAAUUUUAUUGCACUGUGAUCCGAAAUCACUCUUGGUUGAAUUUCAAUUUCCGAGAUUCUUGGGGUUAAUUCGUUUGAGACCCAUACCUGAUCUAUUCUUGACAUGGAUUGAUUCGGUUCUGAAUAGAACGUAAAUUGUUUCUCCAGUGGGUGUCUGAGUCUCCAAAUAUCAAUCAAAUUACAGUUCUUAAUCAUUGAAAAGAAAGUCUUAGGUAGUUUCCCGUCUUUACUCACUCCUGUUCUCAGUCUGUUCUCAGUCUGUCCAUUUCCAUUGACACCACUCCAUUCAGGUCUCCCAUUAUUAUAAUUUUCUGAUCCAUAUAUUCAAACAAUCUUUCUUCUAAGUUUUUAUAAAAGUCUGUUUUGUUUCCAUUUGGUGCAUAGAUCCCGACGAUUAUUAUUUUUUCUCCUUGCCACUUAAUUUGAACUGCCAUAACUCUGCCUUCUUCAACUUUGAAAAUUUGUUGAGCUUCAAUUUUUUUCCUGAUAUACAAAACUACUCCUCUCUUUUUGCUCCUAUCCGAAGAUACAAAUUCAUUUCCCAGUCUUUUGUUAAUUAAAAUUUUUUUAUGUCUUCUUGCCACAUGAGUUUCUUGUAGACAAAUAAUAUCCAAAUUUUUCUUUUUUAAAUGUUGUUCAACUUUAUUUCAUUUUUUUAAUCGUUUUUUUUAAUCGUUUAAUUGUUAAUAUUCCAGGUCCAUAGUUUUAAACCAUUUUCUCCAUUUUAAAUUCUUUAUUACUAAUUUUAUAAUCCAUCUACCUCUUCUUCUUCUUCUUCUUCUUCUUCUUCUUCUUCUUCUUCUUUCUCUUCUUCAUCCUUCUUUCUCUCUUCCUCUAGUUCAUCCGGGUCCACUCCUCCUGCAGCUUCCAUUCCUGGGUUCCACUUCUCUUGUUUCUUCUUCGUCAGUUCGUAGCUCUUUAUACUUUCUCAAGAAUUUUCCUAUUUCCUCUGGGCUUGUAAGUCUGUGUCUUUUACUUUUGUAGAUAAAAGAGAUUCCUUCCGGAUAUUCCCAUCUGAAUUCUAUAUUAUUUUUUCUUAAGAUCUGCACUGUUGGUUUAUAUGGGUCUCUCCGUUUAAGUAACCUGAUCGGGAUGUCUUUAAAAAUGAUCAUGUAGUUUCCUUCAAUAUUCAGUCUAUUCUCUCUAUUUUUCUGGAGUAUCAAAUUUCUCAUCUCUCUGUCCUUAAAAGUAAUCAGACAAUCCCCCGGAAAUUUCCUUGCCUUAGCUGAUCUUGUCUUCAUUCGAAAUGCACUUUGUACCGAUCUUGCCACUUCUUCUACAUUCAUCUCCAUCCAUUGUGCAAUCUCAUUUAUUAGCUUCUCUUUGAUGUUGCUCCUUGCACCUCUGGAACCAGUGUCAAUCUUAGGUUCACUUCUCGCUGCCUGAGUUCAUUCAUAGAAAUCGCAUCCCAGACUUCCUCUUGUGCUUUAUUAAUUUCCGACAUUCCCGCCCUUAUUUUUUCUUCUUCCUUCUUCACCUCCUUCAUUUCCAAUCUUGUCUUCUUCAUCCCUUCUUCCAAAUUCUGUGUCCUCUUACAUCCUUCAGUUGCCCUUUCAGUUCAUUAACUGUAACAUCAAUUUUUUUGUCCAUUUGGCCCAUUCUCUUAUCCAUUUGUUCUAAUUUUGCUUCUAUAUUCUUUUCACUCUGCUUAAUAUUGGAGUUGAUCUCUGCAAACUUUUUCAAAAUCUCUCCUUUAAAGUCUGCUUCUUGUUUUGAUCCUCUCCUUUCUGCCGGUGUUCCCCCUCCCCCCUUUCUUUUGUGUAUGAGACAUUGUAGUUGAUUUCCAAAUACCUAAUAUACCAUCAGCAACAAUCAAUAUUCAAUCUAAAUGUAAAAUCAUUAAAUCACUUUUUUCAAAAACAAAAACCUCAAAAAAGAUAGAAAAUUUUGCCCUUCCCAAUUCUCAUACACUUAAACCUAUAUAAUAAUCAAUUUACAUAUAUCAAUUUUUUUACCAAAAUGAAUUUUACAAGUAUAUACUUAUAGGGCGGAACACCAGUAAAUUUUUGAGAUUCACACUUUUAAGAGACCAAUCCCCCACCAAAAAUUAACUUCCUUUCUUCUUUCUUCUUGCCACCACUUAGGCUAUAUCCAUACCGACUUCUUAUUGAAGAUAUAUCCUCCAAAUAACAAUGUUGUGCUAUUUAAAUUAUUGUAAUCCAUUAGUUAUGUAUUGUAAUCCAGAAAUUGUAAUCCAAUUGUGAGGCCAAAAUUAUUACGGGUACUGAAAGAGAUUCCAAAUAUAUCCAGAAGUGUCCAAGGGGCACCAGAUAUUUCAAGGUAGAAGAUAGAAUAAAAAUGUCUGGAGGAGUCUGGCUUGAAGUAGUUAUGAAGACUACCUGAGUCUCCUUAUUUUGGAGUGGAGAUUUUAAAUUCAAAUGUAAAAACAAAGAGAGAAAAGAAAAAAGAAGAAUGAUAUUUAAUUUGGCAGUCCAGACUAAUCCAAUAAUAAAAGAAGAGGAAAUAAAAAAUAAAGACAAGGAGGAGUAGUUAAUUCAGUUCCUCUUUCACUUGGCUCCAAAUAAAAAUGUAAUCCUUAUGACAGCUAGGCAGUUCUUUCUUAGUUCGUUCCGCGGACACACACGAAGAGACAAAAACAACUUAAGUAGAUAGCCUUCAUUCAAACACGAUUCCUUCCCUUCCCCUUUAUAUUUAAUCGUUCAAGUUUAGUUAAAUGCAGAGGUACCAAAUCAUAAAGGAAAAAAUUAUACUGUUCAAUAUUGUCCUUCCAUCCCUUUGUUAUAUUUUAUUUGUCGCUGGGUGACUUCCUUCAACUUAAAAUGGAGACACAAAAGUUCUAUUCUGUUGCGCAGUUUUUCCCCAAAAGUGAAAGUGCCGAGAAGUAACUUUCUUUCUUACUCACUCAGACCGUUCGUUAUAUCAAAGACCUUUUAAAGUCACAAAAUAGUUACUGUCUGCUCCCUCUUUUAGUUACCCUCUUUUUCUGCAACUUUUUGUUACUUUUGCAACAAUUUAUCUUACUUUUAGCGAGUUCUCCAAGAGAGAGAAGUUCAAACCGCUUGCCGUAUCGCCAACCUCCCUUCCACGCUCCGCUCGUAGUCUUGCGUUAUUCUCCGAUUACAGACAAAACUGACCUCUUUUUAUCUCUUCUUUUUUCAAAGCCUUUCUUUUAUAUAUUCCAAUUAUAAUCCGAAUUUGGCUCCAAUUGUUUGCUUUUGAGAAUCGGUCACUCGCCCUGCAAGCCUGGGGCGGCGUUCUCGAGGGUGAGACAACGGCUUCCCGGUGCCUGCUUUCUCCGCCCGCCGCUCUCUUCGCUCCCGUUACGGAGUUACCUGGCGGCCGGGCGAUCUGCGAACGGCUCCGCUGGGAUCCUGACCCUCUGGUUUCCCUCCAGAGGGGUUUUGGGGGGCUAUCGCGCCCUGUAGCACCCCCGUUUACCCUCGAGAACCCGGACUUUCUCUUGCCGAGAAAAGUCCCGCUUGCGUCGGGUCCGUGGCUCGACCGGAAGUGGUCUGCAGACUACUUGGGGAAUAACAGAAUACAGUGGUACCUCUGGUUACAAACACUUCAGGUUACGAACGCCACUAACCCGGAAGUAGCUGCUCCUUGUUGUGAACUUUGCCCCAGGAUGCGAACAGAAAUUGCGCACCAGAGGCAGACCCCUUUAGCGAAAGCGCACCUCAGGAUAAGGAGGGAUCUAAGUAUGGUGGCACAGUAAACUUUGGCUUCUAAGGAACCGAAAGAGAGAGAGAGAGAUUUGUUACCAUGCGCGUUUCUAAACAUGUCCACAGAUGUGCAGUGGAAGAUGUGCUUCUAAGGAAGAGGAGAAGAGAAGGGAUGAAUCUGUAGAAAAGGAGAAAUGGUCUUUUCAUACACAUCUAUUCAGAAAAGAUGAAUUGGAACACCUUGGUCACCAUAGUUGACUAGGAAUUCCAUGUAGGCAAUUGAAUGGUUUGCUGGAAGGCGAGAUGGAUUGCCCUGCUCAUCUUCCACCAACCCAUAUGCUAGAAGAUCUUUAAAAUAAAAUAGCUUGCUAAUAUGCCUGUAUUUCCAUGAUAGCCCAGCAUAGAAAUGCAGUCUAGGUUGUUGUUGUUUUAAACGUGCAGGCUGAUAACUUUGGUGUCUUAUUUACCAGCCUUAUUUAUCUUCCAAGUGCUCAAAACACUUUACAAAUGCCAUCUCAGCAAUCCUUAUUAGAUUCUCAUAAUAUUAUGAUCCCCAUUUUGCAGAUGGGAAAGCGGAAGUUAACAGAACAGCAGUUUGACUAAUGCUAUGGUAAUACCUAUGCCAUGGGCAUUUCCCACGAUUAAAAUAAGUUUAGUAAGUUCAACGAUUCUGUCUCUUGCCCUUUUAGGUGAUGGCGUUGCAGUUCCAUCAAAGUUUAAUAUUGCAGAAAGGCAAACGGAGAUAACGGCAUCAUUAGAUUGUAGCUCUCGAUCUGAUCUCAGUGCCUUUGAAAAUGGAGGUAAUUACUUCAAACAUACAUUGACUAUUUAAAUUCUUAUGAUUUACAUGACAACCAAAUGACAGUGGAAACUAAAAUACAAAUACAAGUUCUGUGAUUUAUUUAUUUUUUUGUCUCUCUUUGUAGGAGGUGAUUGCUAUUUGCCACAAAGAAAUAUAUUUGUUGCAGGGAUACAAAGCAAAGCAUUCAGUGGAGAAAAAGAAUUUGCCAUGCUGAAAUGUUCGAACAUUAAAGGUAUUCAGAGCUCAUGUAUUGUCUUUUGGGGGAGGGGGAAAAUUGGGAGAUAUAUGUUUCUUCCUUUCUGUGGUUUGAAAAUGCAUCUGCACAAGCUGCCUGUGUGAUUUUUCUAUAAUUUGUGCCAGGGAAUUCAACUGUACUGGUGGUUAAUUUCAUUUUCUUAUCAGAGUUAACACUCGGUUCAUUCCCCACCCCACCCCCAGCUACAGCUCAUUCUGUCUAUUCUCUUUGGUGCCAACACAAGCUUGUUACGGAGUUUAGCUUUGGCAGGAUCAUCCAAUUAAUUACUGUGAUCAUUUUUACUGUUCUGUGAUGCAGUGAACCAUUGCAACUUCCCAAGAGUCUAAAAGGGGACCGUGCUGAGAAGUAUUAGAUAGCGGGCUCAGUUUCACGACACAUUUAAAUGUGUGAAAUGAUCAGCUGGACUUUUUACAUAACGCCAAUUAUCACAGCCACCAAAGAUGCUUCUGUGUUAACCUGGAUAUAGCCUUGUUUGACAGCAUGAUACUUCCUCAAAUUCAGACAUUCUGUAGGGGGAGGAAGCUCUGGGGGGUUCUUUUAUGGAGGGGAGGGAGGUGGCUAGGCAAGAUCAGGGGAUCCCCUUUAUUGAACAGUCUCACAUUUUCAUUGGUGUUGCCUAUUUACUUGCCCUGUCCCUCCCUGCCCUAUGUUCACCAAUGCCCAGUGUGUGUGUGUGUGUGUGUGUGUGCACUAGGUAAGCCGAGACUGCUGUCCCUUCUUAUUAUGCCAGUCACUUCUCACUCACUUGGCUGCAACAGGUAAAAACAGGCAACAAUACAAAAUGGUUGCAGCAGCAGAAUCAGGGCACCAGUGAUGCAUUACCUGGUAGGGCAGGAGCUUCAACAGAUACCCUGUGGUGCCCCUGGAUGCCAUUGAAAGAGCACCAUAAACGAUCCAUUAUUGACCUCCACAACAGGCAUCUAGUUGCAUAAAAUGUCAGCCACCUCAUUUUAAUACAUGCAAUUAUUUUUUGUGUCCCUUCUCUGUAUGGGUGGACAGCUCCUUUCAGCUGCUUCAGUCCAGCUGCCUCCCGUAAUAAUGCACUGGGAUGGCGACGGAGAAAAUCUGUAUUGUGUUGCGUCUGUGCACUGGUUCACAUAGAGUGAUAAAGGUAAAGGGACCCCUGAACAUUAGGUCCAGUCGCGAACGACUCUGGGGUUGUGGCGCUCAUCUCGCUUUACCGGCUGAGGGAGCCGGCAUACAGCUUCCGGGUCAUGUGGCCAGCAUGACUAAGCCGCUUCUAGCGAACCACAGCAGUGCACUGAAAUGCCGUUUACCUUCCCGCCAGGUAAAUGCCGUUUACCUUCCCGCCAGAGUGGUAUCUAUUUAUCUACUUGCACUUGUGCUUUCAAACUACUAGGUUGGCAGGAGCUGGGACCAAGCAAUGGGAGCUCAAACCACCGACCUUCUGAUCUGCAAACCCUAGGCUCUGUAGUUUAGACCAUAGCGCCACCCGCGUCCUCACAUAGAUUGAGUAGCAGGUAAAUGAGGGAACAGCUCAGGGGUUAGGUGUGCUACACACACGGCCAAUUUAUACUGCACAAAAAAUGGGAGGAGAAAGGGAGGAUUGUUAAAACCAUACUUAUGCAUGUAAGACUAUCUGCCGGUCAUUUUUGGAUCACAUUCCAAGUCAUGAAUAUAGCAAGGUUGGCCUUUACCAUGCCCCCCCCCUUACUGAAUCCUCAGUGAAUGCAUGAAACAACCCUGGGAAUCCACCUCCUUUCUCAUCGCCGUAGAACUGAGAGGCAAAAUCCUGUUGUCGGUUUUGUCUUCUCUUUAGCUACAAGUCACACUGAAAGCAUAAAGAAGCAUCAUUUUAAAGGAGUGAAGAAAAAGAAAUGGAUUUCCGAGGAACCCAAAAACCUUCCUCUUCCGUUGACAGCAAAAGGUAUUUUGAAAAACCAUUUUUAGUAGGUUGAAAAAGUCACACGGGGCCAAUCAACUCAUUUGGUCCUGGUUCAACAUCAGAGGCAAUCUCUUAAAAGGGGCAAGCUCAGUAUUUGUAUUGCAUGUCCCCGUCCAUUGCCCUAUAUGUUGAGCAGCACUCAGUAGCUUCUUACAAGUCUGGGGAAAAUAUUGAUUAUCGUAUUAUUUCUUGCAGCAAUGCAUACUUCAAACCCUAAAUGUAAAGGGUAUUGCCAACAAAAUGAUCAAAGCAAGAAUGCUGAGAAUGCUUCUUAUGUUCCUUCUCAGAGAGCCAGCGGGAGAAGUAUUUCCUUGAGUUCUCCAGCAGCUGCAAGGUCACCCAAUCUGACCUAUGGUAAAGUUGGUGCAACCAAAGAAUCCAAGAUGAAUUUGGCUGCAGGUGAGCACAUAGUCUCAUAGACCCCUCCUCCUGGCACAGAAGAUUGCCCGCGUUAUUGAGUUUGUGUUCUGUUAUACCACAUUUGACUUAAACAUAAGACUGUCUUACAGAGAGAGCUUUUACUGGUGUGGCACCCUGAAUAUGUAAUGCUUUCCCUCAGCAGGUUCGCCUCGUGGCCAACAUUGCUUUCUUUUAAAAAAAGGAAAAGUUUCCCCUCCCAUUUUCUCAAGAUUUUAAGGUAGCUUUAUGUACAAUAAGCCCGCAGCUUGAACACAUUUAACUUGUGUGCAUUCGGCAUAAAUAAGAGGCAGAAAGUGGGAAAGAGUUUGGCAGUCCUGCCUGCCCUUGCACCUAGUUGUGUUUUGACUAGUUAUAGGCAUGAUCUCCAGAACAUAACCCCCACAUAAAUUGAGGGCUUACCAUACUGUUUACUGUUGACUGUUCUUUUACCUAUCAGUCUCAUCUAUUAUUUGUAAGGUUAUAUAUAAGAACUUGAUUUUUUAAACCUUCUAAACUGUCUGUUUGUAAUGUCUCUGUCUGGUCAAUAGCUAUUUCUGAAGAAAAAACAACAACUUGUAAUUUAUGUUUAUUGCAAGGUAAAAACACAGCCACAAGAUUUUGCUGCAAUUUGGUGGGGUUGUAUUCAGAUACAAAUAGAGAUGAUUUGUUGUCAGAUGUGGCAAGAAUGGUUUGGACGGUCUAAUUCUUCUUCUUUUGUCUUUAUCCUUCUUAAUGUUUAUUUGGUUUGUUUGCUUGUUUGUUUUCUUAUAAAUCUGUCCCAACUCUGCCAAUUUUGUAAUGACAAUGUCAUAAAAAUCAGACAAUGAGUUCCUCUAGUUUAAAUUUUGUCUUGAAGUAUUGCGAGCUCUAACCCUUACGUUAUGCUCAGAAACAUGUUUGGUUAAUUCUCUGUGUGGUUUGAUAUUUUGUCAUUUUGCAGUAGUUCUUCUUGUUUUGUUAUACUAAACCUCAGCAAAAAAAGAAAAAAAAAAAGAAAUGAGUGAGAGGUUUGGGUAUCAUCUGAAUUACCUCACCCAAAACUUUCACAUGGAUGUUAAAUAGCGUGGGAAGUAAGAUGGAACUUUGUAGUAUCUUUGGAGUCCAAUGUCCUAUCAGUUCUUUUCCAGGCAGGUGAUCCAGAAGUAUAUCAUGGCCAUUGCUAUUAAGCACUAUUGCUAGGACCUGGACAAUCAACAGCUAUCUUCCUCCUGUCUGUUUCCUAAUGGAGGUCAACCACCAGGACAAUUAAAGCAGUUCCAGUCCAAAAUGAAUAUUAGAACAGAUCUAAAUAAUUGGUUUCAUCCAAGAAUACUUGGAGUCCCAAUAGCACUUCUGUAAGAUUAGUGAAUUUGGCAGAGGAGUUGUUGGAUUAAUUAAAGGGUUGAAAAGUCCCAAACAGCCAAUAGAAUCACACCUUCUUUUAAGGAAGUAUUUACUGGUCCUGCCACCCAUAUGUGUUAAGCUUUCCCUCUCCCAAAAUCUAGUUCAUGUUCCCAGAUUGAAAAUGGAAUGCAUUCUCCCUUGGGGUUAAUGUGUUUUUCGAAGUGAUCUAUGAUUUAUGUGAUGUCAGGUAACAUCAUGACUAAACUCUCUCUCUCUGUGUAACUAGAUUGGCAGAAUACGAUUAUAAUUAUCACUGAAAAUGUAAAUCAAACUGUAUUUUUCUUUACAGAGAGGUGCACUUCAGCAUAUAAUAUACCAGCUUGGCGAAAAAGAAGCCCACAUACUAAAGUAUAUACUAAAGCGGAAAAAAUGCAUUCAGGUAUUCCAAUAUGAACAAUUCCAAUAUGAACGUAUUUGCUAAAAAUGAAAGAAAAUUAGAAAAUGGGGAACAUUUCUAAAGAGCAAGUAUCUUAUUAUGUAGAUUACUUUAUCUUUGUAGAUUGCUAGUGGAUAGGAGGGGAGAACUCACGAAAUCUGUUUAGUGUUGGAGCCUAUGCACUUGUGCCCCAGAGACACUUGGGAUAAGAAGGAAAAGUGUUGACAUCUGAGAUUUUUUCUUUAAACUUGUGUUAUUUAGACAAACUGAGUAAGGACAUCCCUUACUGCUUUUCUCAGUUGUUACUCUCACAUAGUAACUGGGCUUGGAUGCAGAUGACAGUUUUCUCUCUCCAGUUGCGUGUUGGCUACAUGGGAGGUUAUCCCACCCAUUUCUUUUUCUUUUUUUAAAAUAAUAUUUAUUGAAAAUUUUUAAAAUUACAAAAAAGACAAAGCAGAGAGAGAAAAAAGCAAGAAACAAAAAAGAGAAAAAGAAAACAAACCACAUCCAAUAAUACCAAUUCAAAAAACAAAAAUACACCACAAACAUAUAAAAAUAAAACCAACAUUCUCAAAUCUUCAACUUUCAUUACCUUCUUUCUUUGACCUCCUCCUCCUCCUCCCUUUUUUUUUUUUUUAUCCCAGUUAUUAAUUAUCGCAGCAAAUCCUUUCCAUAUUUCAUAAUAUUCUGUCAUUACAUUACCUUAAUCUAUUUUCAUCUUAUCUUAUAAAAAACCUUAAAACUUAAAUCUUAUUUUAAACAUUUUUGCUAGAGCCAAGUAAUUUCGUUCCAACAUUUUUCUAACAGUCAUCAAUUUUAUAAAACAAUCCUAGUAAUAAAAAAAGAAAGAAAUAGAAACAAUCCAAUCUUCAUCCAGCGUCCCUUCCUCCUGGUCCCGGGUUUUGUCAGUCCUUUUUAUCCCAUCGAUCUAGCGCAUUAACCUGGUAACCUUAUAUCCGAGGCCCUUAAGUCCCUUCCAUGUCCCUUCCGCAGCUCUUCUUCAUAUUCACCUUCCACUCGUGGGAACUCCAGCUUGGUAAUGUUUUUGACCCUUUUCAACAAAUCAGCCCCUUUUCCAUAGUCCCGACUAAACUCCAUGUAGUAUUUAAAAACAUGUUUCAGAAUCCCUCCAAAAUUGAGAGCCCCUACAGCUCCAAACAUCUCACGGCCCAUUGCCAGACUCGGAAAGUCCAAACAUCCCUGCAUAGGGGGGUCUACCCAACCCCCCAUUUCCAAAUCAGUCCAAACUUUAUCUUUCCUAAUCUGGCUUUUCCCAAGUUCAUUUGUCAAAUCCAAAAGCUCAUGUUCCUGCUGGGCCGCAGCUCCCUCCAUCUCUGGCGCCCAAGAUCCCGCAACAUCCUCUUCUCUCAUCUGUUCUGUCAGGGCACACUCCUGAUUUAAUUCCUGGGUGGGCUCCAUAUAGUUUCCCACUGCCUGUUCAAAAAUUCUGACCGCAUUAGUCAUCAAAUCAGUCUUCUCAGUUAACUGUUCCAGUAGAGCAUUUAUUUUACAGAGAGCACACAACAGAGCUUCUGAAUACAUUGUCCUUCAAGGUCACAAGCCUUUUCCCACGAUUGUAAUUUGUGACAGCUGCAAGCUCCCUGGAAUUAGUUACAGUUUCCCAGUCUCCCUAUAGGGGGAAAACAUCUAAUUGUUCUUGCAACAAAGUUUAUUUUUUGAGAUAUUUUGUCAAUAUUUGUUUCUUUAAAAUGCGAAAGGAAACAUUGGAAUCACUAUGUUUCUCUUCUUUUAGCUAUCUGUCAAAAACGUUUGUCUCUGUUCAAUGAGCUUCAAACGUCAGUCCUGACACCCCUCUCCAGGAUCAGGACGGUGGAAAGUUACUUUACUUUAAACUCACUUCUGCAGGUUUAAACAGUCCGAAAAAGAUCCCCCUUCUUCUCCUGCUGCUGAAGGGGGGUUCGAGGAUUUUAAAUGAUGAAAGCCGAUCCUUUAGAAGCGAUUUUCUGAGCUCUAGUUUACGUUGUCUUUGCUUUAUUCUGUCUACAAAGAAACGGAAGGCUGACUUCCUGUUUAGACCUUCCCGUUUCAGUACCAAAUUGAAGUAAAUUUUUAAAUCCAAUUCCUUUCUGCUCGCAAAUCCUUAUUUAAAGUCCAAUUUGUUCAAAGUUUAAGUACUCACGGGUGCUUAUUUUAGAAGCCAAAUUGUCCCAGGAAAAAGGCAGCGCUCUCCGGCAACGGCUAUGCGGCUUCGCUCCACGGAAAUAGCAGUUGACUCACAGCACUGCGCCGCUUCCCCCUCUUCGCUUCGGAGCCCGUUAGUGGGUUCCUUUGCGGGUUGGGGGGGCGCUAAGGGUGCCCGCCGAGUCCCAUGGUCACAGGCUUCAUCCGCCUGUGAUUUUUAAAAGGGUCCCCGCUUCGCCGUAGCGGAAAAGACCCGUUUCGCGCGGAGCUAGUCCCUCCAGUUCAGAGGGAGUCCGCCAUUGCUGAUGGCGCCACCCCGGAAGUUAUCCCACCUAUUUCUGUCCUUUACUAGAUAAUACUGAUCUCAGAAAUAUCAAGAUUAUAUGGUGUUUUUUCUGGGACAGAUCCCUCAGAGCUCCUGGUACUGUAGUUAUGCAGCCACCCCCUUUUUUUAUCCCACUGACCUCCAUUCCCAGCAUAGUCCCCUUCACCUGUUUUGGGCUUCUUGGAAACUUCACCUGUGCCUUCUAGAAUGGUAUCCUGAGUUUCCUUGCUGUCCUUUCACAUUUCCACACAUUUCCACUGACUGUGCCACCGCCAUUGCUCCCAGUCUAGCAUAUAGUCUGCUUGGAAACUAUAAUGAGAUAUAUGGGAUUAAAGUUGGGCUGGGAGGGGAUCUGAUAAGCUGAACCAAAACCACAAAGGGAGGGGGAAGUGUGAUAAUGUCCUGAGUAACAGAGGGUACAGAUGACAUGUGGCAAUCAGAUAUGCAAAAUGAUAACUUGCGUCAAUCUGUACUUUUGCCUAAAACCAGCCCAGGGUUGCCAAUGUGGUGCCAGAUGUUGUGGACUACAUCUCUCAUCUUCCCUAACCCCAAUGGCCAUGCUGACUGGAGUGGAUGGGAGUUGGAAUCAACAACAGCUGGAUGGUACCAGGCUGGGUAUCCCUGCUCUAUCUAGAAGGUGGUCUGAAAAUGGAACAGUCCUGCCCAUGUAUUAGCAUCUCGAGAUGAGGCUCUUCUUCAUUUGUGUUUGUUGGGUAAACUUUGCUAUGUGUCAAUGAGGAAUAAAACCUUUUUGUUGGCGUCUCCAUCUGUGGAAUUCCUUUCUCAAAGGAAUCUGACUGGUUACAGAGGAAUCUGUAACCAAUGUUACAAUCAUGUUACAGCUAUUUCAGUGCCAGGCCAUUUAUUUGUCCAGCUUUCUUUUUGUUUGUUUGGUUUGAAGUUUAGUUUCCAGUCCUCUCUGCCUGAUUUUAGUGUGCUUUUAUUUAUUAUAGUAAUGUAUUAUCUGUUACUGUAUUAUACUAAAUAUUUGGGUGCUCAGUAACAUUCAGAAAGAAUUGAAAAAAACAUUCCUGUUCACCCAAGCGUUUAACGGCUGUAAGAUGCUGUUUCUGGCAGUGUUGAAAUUAUUAGCUGUAAGGAUAUGUGACUGUUUUAUUUUGUUUUUAAUUGCAUUGUUUUGUUGGUUGCUGGGAGGGAGGGCAAGAUAGGAAUUUUAUUAAUAUGGAUGAUACUUUCAAGUGAAAUAGCCAUACACAGUAGAAUAUGAAUUCUGCUUGGAGGAACUUGUUCCUGAAGUUCUUUUUCAAUGAAGCCUGCUCCCAAGUAUUAUCUGUUUUUAUCUUAUUUUCUUACAUUUACAUCCCAUCUUCCUUCCAUCAGGGCAUCCAAGGAGAUGUACACAUGGUUCCCAGUAACUGACCCAUCUAGGCACCAACCAGACCCAGAUGAUGUUUAGCUUUUGUAAAGUAAUAACCUCAAGUGCCUUCAAGGCAUGUCCUAGGACAACAGUUUGUAUUGUGCAGAGGAAGUGUACCCAAGACUGUUGUCCAGGGUGCUGAUAGAUGGACUUUUAAACUCUGGCAACUAUAGUUAGAUUAUUUCCAUUUUUUAAUUUAUUGAGGCUCCGUUUCAUGUCGGUUAUAAUCCCAGUUCCAUAUAUUAUUAUAGUCAGUGGUUUACAGCAUCUCUGUUGUGGAACACUUUGAUUCUGUAAACUUCACAUUUUGGGUGCCUGUGUUUUCAAAUUGUGUGUGUAUCUUCAUUUCAGAGCCCAGAAGAAAUGGAAGCAGAUAAAGUGGAAGCAGAUUUGAAGGAGAGGGAAGGGCAAAAAAGAAGUGAAAUUCUGUUCUUACUACCAUCAUAAGGGAAACAAAAGUGAAAAUUCAGAUGAUACGGUUAUCAAGGAAUUAAACUGCAGAUGCAAAGGUGACAAAAUUUAACACUCAAAAAGCAGGAAGUACAGAGAGGCUAAAACAUACGUAUUAAAAAUAUGUAAACAAGG